UAAAGAAAUUAAACUCACAGAAAAAGAGGAGAAAGACAGACUUCUGACAGAAAAUACACAAACACUGCAGAAGAAGGACAAGAUACUGGAAGAGAAGGAGAAACAGCACAAACAGACAAGAGCUGAACUGGACAAAACAAUUAAGGCGUUAGAAGACAGUCAGCAACACGUGGAGGAGAAAAACACACAACUAGAGAAUCUGAACAAACUGCUGAUGGAGAAAGAAACACAGCUGAAGAACACAGAUAAAGAGCUGGAAACCAGUACAAAUAAACUGGACACACUGGGACAGGAGCUGCAGGACAAGCAGAGACAACUGGUGAGUGUGGUGAAAGUACUGGAAACCAGUACAAAUAAACUGGACACACUGGGACAGGAGCUGCAGGACAAGCAGACACAACUACAGGACACGAUGAUCAUAGUGGAGCAACAGAAAUCUGAGUUAGCAGAAAACAAACAACAGCUUGAAGAGAAAGACAGACUUCUAACUGAGAGAGUGACACAGCUAAUGGGAAGAGACAAAGAGCUUCAGGAGAAAGACAGACUUCUGACAGAAAAUACACAAACACUUCAGAAGAAGGACAAGACACUGGAAGAGAAGGAGAAACAGCUCAAACAGACAAGAGCUGAACUGGACAAAACAAUUAAGGCGUUAGAAGACAGUCAGCGACACGUGGAGGAGAAAAACACACAACUAGAGAAUCUGAACAAACUGCUGAAGGAGAAAGAAACACAGCUGAAGAACACAGAUAAAGAGCUGGAAACCAGUACAAAUAAACUGGACACACUGGGACAGGAGCUGCAGGACAAGCAGAGACAACUACAGGACACAAUGAUUGUAGUGGAGCAACAGAAAUCUGAGUUAGCAGAAAAAAUCCAACAGCUCAAAGAAAAAGAGAGACUUCUAACUGAGAGAGAGACACAGCUAAUGGAAAGAGACAAAGAGCUUCAGGAGAAAGACAGACUUCUAGAGGAGAAAACAAAGCAGCUGCAGGAACAGACAGAUCCAGAAUCAUCAGCUUUUAUCAGGAGAAGAAACAGCAAGGACUGGUUACCUCCAAAUAGUGAGUAAUAUGUCAAAUUAUACAAUUAUAAAAUAUAAAAUUAUACAAGAGCUUCAGGAGAAAGACAGACUUCUGGCACCAAUCAGGAGAAGAAACAGUAUGGAAGCAUAUCGUCCAACAAGUGAGUGAUUAAUGAUUGUUGUGUGUUUAAUGUGAAAUUCAACAGUAGUUUGAGGUAAAAGAGAUGAAUAUAAAGAGAGGCAGCAGACAGAUUUAGGCACUAGAUUUAUAAUUUGAUUACAGUCA
Molecule: messenger RNA, 1310 nt
Organism: Tachysurus fulvidraco (yellow catfish)
Lineage: Eukaryota; Metazoa; Chordata; Actinopteri; Siluriformes; Bagridae
Product: putative golgin subfamily A member 6-like protein 3
Exons: 2
Coding region: 215-1072 (285 amino acids)
Source: RefSeq, a predicted model, not a curated record